AUGCCCAUUCUGCUCGGCGCACUUUACCAAAGCCGAACUGCAAUCCGGGCCUGGAUCCCUCAACCCAACUUUUCAUUCUUCUCAUUGUCGCCUCUCGCUCAGAUUGCCCCGCGCAAAAUGUCGACCACCAUUUUUCACCACCCCGACACCAAAACCCCAGUAACUCUUCCUGCAGGCCUCUCUCAAACCCAACUUCUCGCCUUCCCUCCUUUCAAUGCCUGGUUCAAAACCCUCGACCACUCCCUCUCCACCCAACAGACAUCCCCACAACACCCCUUCCACACCGACCCUUACACCCUCCAAUCCAUCACCGUCCAAGCCUUCGACCUCUUCGGCAGCCAACGCCUCGGGUUCGUCAAACUGACCACCUCCAUAUCCAACAGCGCCGGCGAGAAACUCCCGGGCGCGGUAUUCUUGCGUGGACCGUCGGUUGCGAUGUUAGUCGUGCUGGUGCCGGAUGAUGUGUCUGCUGGGUCUGGGUCGGGUGGAGAUUAUGUUGUUGAUGAUGAGCGAUAUGUGCUGCUGACCGUCCAGCCGCGGGUGGCCGCGGGGAGUCUGGCGUUUGUGGAGUUGCCGGCUGGGAUGGUGGAUGAUGGGGGUAAUUUUGCGGGGCAAGCGGCGAAGGAAAUAGAGGAGGAAUUGGGGAUUGUGAUAAAAGAGGGGGAGUUGGUCAACUUGAGUGAGUUGGCUCUGGAGGGGGAAGGGGAACAGAAGGGCGAUACGGAUGGGUCGUUGCCGUUGCCGUUGCCGAAAGCAGUAUAUCCCAGUGCUGGGGGGUGUGAUGAGUACAUUCCGAUCUUUCUGCAUGAGCGGAGGGUGCCAAGGGCCCAAUUGGGCGAGUGGACCGGCAAGUUGACCGGGUUGAGGGACGAGGGGGAGAAAAUCACGUUAAAGCUGGUCAAGAUGAAAGACUUGUGGAAGGAAGGCGCGAGAGAUGCGAAAGCUCUCGCGGCCGUGGCGUUGUGGGAGGGGUUGAGGAAGGAGGGCAAGAUAUAA
This is a messenger RNA of Dichotomopilus funicola, 996 nucleotides long. RefSeq lists its product as uncharacterized. Gene Ontology annotation, biological process: nucleoside phosphate metabolic process; ribose phosphate metabolic process. The coding region runs from base 1 to 996 and encodes 331 amino acids. Lineage: Eukaryota; Fungi; Ascomycota; Sordariomycetes; Sordariales; Chaetomiaceae. Gene Ontology annotation, molecular function: ADP-ribose pyrophosphatase activity; ADP-glucose pyrophosphatase activity. The record is from RefSeq and is a predicted model, not a curated record. The transcript has 2 exons.